This is a messenger RNA of Vavraia culicis subsp. floridensis, 773 nucleotides long. RefSeq lists its product as uncharacterized. Bases 138 to 704 code for a protein of 188 amino acids. The transcript has a single exon. NCBI's taxonomy places the organism in Eukaryota, Fungi, Microsporidia, Pleistophoridae. The record is from RefSeq and is a predicted model, not a curated record.
AAAAUGAACCACUCAUCAUUGCACAACCAAAACACUUCUCGCUAAAGCACUGCAUGCACAUCACAAGUGGCACACAAUCAUAAAUUAGCACCACGUGUUUUGACCAGAGCUAUAAUUGAUGAAGCAUUGGAAAUGAUAUGCUAUUUUACGUACUGGUGGUAAUGAGCAAGCGCUUUGAGGUGCAUGAUGAAGAUGUGGUGAGCAAGAAUGAGAUGAAAGAGAAGAACUUAUCGGUUAGACAGAUGGAGGAGGGUGAAGAUGGUAAGGAUGGGGGUAAGGAUGGGGGUAAGGAUGGAGGUAAGGAUGGAGGUAAGGAUGGAGGUACCAGCACCAAUUCUAAUGCACUCUUUGAUGGUGAUGCAGAACUAAAACCAAGAGAAGAAGAUUCUACGGAGCACAUCGCUAAGUACUCCUCAAAAGCACACAAUAACAACCGCGUAGCAUUUCAAUCUCUCAAAUCGCUAAAAAAGCAAAAAAAAAUAGAAAGACACGAAAGGAACUCGCAAAUAAAAGUGACUGACCUGAAUUACUUCAAGGAUGAGGUGAAGAGGAACCAUAACUCGCACGUGCACCGUGUGGGCAGCUUUGCUAACAAAGCGUACUACACGUACUUUUCGUACCACCCUAGUAUUAGGCAUAGUGCAUGGGUGUUUCAUAAUGCACACCAUGGUGUGCGUGAUGGAUGGAGAGAUUACUACGAAUAGGCGUACCACGGUGCACACACAGCAUUACAACUAAGCGUACGGCACGUACCGCAGUAAAUAAAUCGUACC